Molecule: messenger RNA, 408 nt
Organism: Trichobilharzia szidati
Lineage: Eukaryota; Metazoa; Platyhelminthes; Trematoda; Strigeidida; Schistosomatidae
Source: the annotation of a GenBank genome assembly
AUGAAUACAAUUCAUCCUGAGACCACUUCAGUUUUAGAGACAAUUAAAAAACUCGAUGAUUUAGCCAUCACUGCCUUAUCUUCAUUACGGUUUAAAUCAUUUGAUGAAUUUCUAUUGGAUACAAAAUCAUGCGUUUAUGACUAUCAAGUGUAUAAUAUAUUCUUAUGGAUGAUGCAACAAUUUCUUGAUGAAGAUUUAUACUACCUUAGGAAUUUAGAUGAAGAGAAAGCUAAGAAAGCAAUGAGAAAGACAGCGAAUUUUUGCUUACAAGGACAAACAUGGUCAUUUCCAUCUGUAACAAAAGAUGACAGUUGUAUAUCAUUUAUUUCAGCAAGUAUAAUAUUCGAUGAAGAAAAGUAUAUUCCAGAUGAACCCUUACCAUUGAAUCCUUUGGAUAAAUGUGUUUGA